GGUCCCUUAGUAUUUCUGAUGAAAUCUCCCUUGUUUCUCCGCUGGGUUCUACUCGGCUAGCCUUCGAGACGGGGCGAAAAGGAGGAACAGUCAGAACUACAUCUAUUCAAAGCUCUUCAAAGCGUUAUUUCGCUGAGUUGUUGCGUUUUAAUAUCGGCGCUUUCCCGGAGUUCAAAUUUGAUGAAGCAUUUCGUAUUUAAAAGAACGCCACACGAACUCAAGGGUUUCCGUUAGCUAACGCGCUAACUAAGUAGCUAACGUUCGCUUUCGGCGCGCUUUAUCGGAAGAAGGGCUUCUACAUUAUCUACGGGACCAACUUAAGAAGCCAAAAUGGCCUUCAUGUCGACGUCUGACGUGGAAUAUACCGACAGUUUUGACUCGACCUUCAUCGUACUGCUUUCUUCUCUUUUCUCUCCCGUCCCUAGCAAGUGUUCCACACGAAAGAAGUCCUGUCUGUCUGCCGCUGUGAAUAUGAACAUUACGAGCUCCGGGGCCAAUAUGGGCGAUGACUGCUUUCACUGCUGGGCUACAAGAAGAGCGAACCGGCAAGAUGUCACUGCUGUUUAAGCGCUAUGGACGCUUUGGAGAUGGUAUUUGUCAACAUUACAGUGUAUGUCAAUAUUUAUGGACAGUAUUCUGAGCUGCAACGUUCAAGUUAAGUUUCUCAGUUUUGUGGUAGCUAACAUUUAGCAGUACAGUACGUGGAAAAAAGUAUCUACUUGGUUUUCUUGCUUGCUAGCUCGUGCUAGCCGCUGGGGCCAUACUUAACCGCAUGUAUUUUAUUCAGCUAACGGUAGGUAGGUAGGUAAAUACGAGCUAACGUACGUUUAAAUGAACUUUUACCUUUUAUUUUUUUUGUAGUUGGCCAGUAAAUCUAACCGUGCCAAAAGAGAAGUAACUUUUGCUGGCUAGCAAGCUAACCAAGUUUCCAGUAGUGGUCGUUUCACUUUCUAGCAAGCCUCGCGCUUCUCCUGCCAGCCCUAAGUUGUUUAACACUUAAGAGAAUAAGAAUGUUUAGAAGUAUGAAUUCAGAGAAGCACUUUUCCAGCGGGGGUCCUCAGCCGCCGACGACUAGCCUAGACGGGGCGAACGUGGCUAGACCUGAAAGCUCCUGGAUUAGCGUGCUGUCUAUGGUGUCUAGGCCUGCGUGGUCGCUGCUGCAGAAAUAUUUUCCUGGAAGAGCGCAGGCUACGGCCCUGGCACCCUGGGACAGCAAGUCUGGACAGUCAAAAAUGGACAUGGGGGAUUCGCUUCAUAGCCUCAUGCCGGAUUCCCCUCGUUCGGCUCGCUUGAGCGUAGCCUACGUACACUGUCAGAACGAAAAUGCGGAAGCUCUGAGCUGGUUGACGGCAGACUCUCUGGCGGAGCUGGGAAUUCAAAACGCUGCUGGUACGGAUUUUAAAGCACAGCACCCGGCCCCAGCGGGAUACCUUACAGCGGCGAGAAAUUUCCUCACCCAGGGUGUGCUGAAAGCUACCACAGCACAAAAAGACGCGAGGAGUGCCGAACGCCAGCCGGACGUUUGGUACGCCAGCAGCUGGUGGUGGGACGGGCUGUGGGGAACUACUGACAGACCUGAAAACGUGGUGCCAAAUUCGUCACGGACUAGAACGUCAACUGACACAAAGUGGCAGCAUUGUGGAGAGCGUCACAGUAGCGGCCAUUGUCACGCAGCUGAGUGUGGUUCAGUGGUUGCCGGUGAUGAUGUGAACUCAAUGCACAGAGAAAGCGCUGGACCCCCGUGUUUCAAAGAGCCAGCGGACAAUGAAGGCCUUCACAUGUCCAGGCCAGAAUCUCUCCCAAGCUCAGAACAGCUCCCAUCAGUUCACCAGUACAGUGUUGUUUCACAUCUGGUUGGUACCAGAGCUGUCGCCGCCUGCAGUGAGGUGGCGGUUCUGACCCCGGAUCAAGACAAUGGCUACUCCAGUCUUGAGGAGGAAAACGCAAACACUAAGCAGCUUAAUAUGAAACUCACAGGUGAGAAGCAGGGGUCAUUGGAGUCAGAUGUUCCUGCUUCUUCUCAGGGGGGUGACCCUGGGACAGAGCGUGAGGGGGGUGAAGCUGUAGAGCGUCCUCAGUGUGAAGAGGUGAGGAGCAAAGUGGAGGAACAGAAAGAGGAAGCCUCUGAGCCUGCACGUGCAGAAGAGGCUUCUGCUUCCCUGUCCACUCCUCGCUGCCAGAACAAGGCGAUUGCAUACAUCAUGGGCAGCCCCUGCAGUGAUGAGUCUGACUCGGAAAAUGACAGUGAUUGGAACAGCGACGAUGAUGACGGUUUUGACAGCGAAGGCUCAUCCCAUUUCUCUGAUUCUGAGGACCUAGAUGAUAGCGAUGAUGGGGAUGAGGAUGAUUCAGAAGCUGAUGAAGUUGACUCUGAGAGUGAGAGGCUAUGGAACACGCUGUGCCAAAACAAGGACCCUUACAACCCCCGUAACUUUACUGCCCCUAUACGGACAGCCCCCAGUGCCAGUGCUGCUGCAGUGGAAUCACCCCUCUCGGGGUCCCCAACAGAGGAUGAGCUCUCCUCUGUCUCUUCCUUUUCACCCCUGGUACCCCAAGAAGAGGAGUCCAGUGAUGAGACUUGUUCGAUGGAUGAAGCAGAGAACGUAAGGCUGUGGAACUCUUUUAGCAGCUCAUCAGACCCUUACAAUCCCCUAAACUUUCAGGCCCCAACUAGGACUCGAGAGACAGCCAGGGGCCGCUGUAAGAAGGGGGCACCUGUUGGGCCUCCAAUCUAUAAGAAAGAGGAGGCAGAGGAGAGGUUGGACAGUGGAUUCUCUGAGGCAGCUCCUGUACAAGGGCUGGGAAGUUCCAGAUGUGUCAGACUGAAAAAGGUGACAUUCGUGGAGGAGGUGGAGGAAUUCUAUGCCAGCAGUGAUGAGGACCGCCAUGGCCCAUGGGAAGAAUUUGCUCGAGACCGCUGUCGCUUCCAGCGCCGUGUCCAGGAGGUGGAGGAGACAAUCAGCUAUUGCUUGUCCCCUACUUUCCGCCUUGUCAUCUUUCAAAGACUCUACCAUAGUAGUUGAUGAAUCCUGUUUGCUGUUUUGUGGUUGAUUUUCUCUUUUUUUUCUGAAUGCAGAGAAAUAAUAUAUAUCAUUGGUCUAAUUCAGGGCAAAAAGGGGGGCCGUUAACAAAAAGAAAGUAUAAGGGCUCUUGUGUUACAAGCUAACAAAUCUGUGCUAGUGAUCGUCACUUCACUUGAGUCAUAUGCUAAAGGCUCAUAGUUCUAUGCUGAGCUGUGGUACAGUAUGCAGUAAUCUAAAGUUUCCUGAACACCACAAUGACCUAUUCUUGGCUUUCAUCCUAAUAAUGAAACAAUGAAAUUUCAAAUGCUCUCAAAAUGGGACACUAAACUACUUCUCCACUGUAUUGGUCUAAGAGUAUUUAUAUCUGCCCUUUGUAGUGUUAGCAUUCUCUCUUGCCUUCAUAUACUACCAGGACUUUGUUUACGCUACGUUUAGAUAGGUGGUCAUUUUUCCCUUUUGGAAAAGGAUCAGAACACUUUCAACUUGAAAGGUGCAGUUUCUGUCGACCAUAAUUGUAGAAAUCUGCUAAAUCAGCUAAACUGGCUCAUUCUGAACGUUUUCCAGUUCUUGGUUGCAUCAAGUCUGAAGUUUAAGAGGGACAAACUGUAAGCCGUGAUUUUUUUUUUCCUUAAUUCAAAAAAGUAUUAAAAAUUUGGCUGUGACUUUAUAUGGAAAAUGCUUUACAUGGAAAAACUUUUUGCUUCCAUCCCAAUAGAAGUCACAGUUUUGUAAGUACAUUACCAUUUUUAUAAAUGGCCACAUGCCAGUAGUUUGUAGUAGUUAAGCAGUUAAAUCUGUUGAGGGGAAAAAACAAUAAAUCUGGGUUAAGUGUCCCAACCUGUCUAAACGUAGCUAUAAACCCUUCACUUAUUAACCUCUAAACCAAAGAUGAUGCUUCUGCUCUGAGCUGGACCACUCUGUGGAUCCUCAGUGUUCAGCUGUUCAGAGCAGAGGAGGGUAGCCGCUCCUUUUGAAUGAUAAACUCUCACUAACUGAACCCGUGUAUUAAUAGCCUGAGUUCAGCUAAGCUGAAAACAGUAUCUAUUCCUGGGUCUGAAGGCUGGUUGGAGUAUUAGUGUCUUAGUGCUACACAUUUGCAUGGUCCUACCUAUUUAAAGCCCUAACUUUUAUUAUGUUCUAUUUAUCUGGCAAACCCGCUUGACUUUCUAGUGCUUGAAAAUCACUGUGGUGUAUCUUGUCUUAAACAAGGGUUGUUGUCUCUGUACUUUGAACUGUGGCAGCUGUGACCAAGUGGGUGAAAUCAUUUGUUUGACUAUGAGGAGAAAUGCAGGGACUAAAUGCAUGUUUUGGAAGAUGAUAAAAAAAUAAUAUGCUUGAUGUCAAAGCAUAGGGUUAAUUUGUUAAUCAGUAAAAUUAACAUGAAAGUGUUUUAUUUUUGUAAAACAUUUAGGAGUAUAGUUAUGCUGCAUCUACUCUGGGUUUUGUGACAAAAAGUCAUAAUCAGUUUAACAAGUAAACUAAUGUUUAAGUAUUAA
Colossoma macropomum (tambaqui) is the source of this 4519-nucleotide messenger RNA. RefSeq lists its product as uncharacterized. Bases 1011 to 3023 code for a protein of 670 amino acids. NCBI's taxonomy places the organism in Eukaryota, Metazoa, Chordata, Actinopteri, Characiformes, Serrasalmidae. The record is from RefSeq and is a predicted model, not a curated record. The transcript is spliced from 2 exons. Gene Ontology annotation, biological process: response to endoplasmic reticulum stress. Gene Ontology annotation, molecular function: protein phosphatase regulator activity. Gene Ontology annotation, cellular component: endoplasmic reticulum; protein phosphatase type 1 complex.